Molecule: messenger RNA, 3303 nt
Organism: Linum trigynum
Lineage: Eukaryota; Viridiplantae; Streptophyta; Magnoliopsida; Malpighiales; Linaceae
Source: the annotation of a GenBank genome assembly
CUUCCAAGUCCUAAUUCCCCACUUGGACUUGGACCAAUAUUUUGCGUUUGAGGAAGAGCCCUAUAUAAUCUUAACCUUGAACGUUGGUUUGCCUCUAAUGGAGAAAUGAAUUUCGGUGAUUCAAUGUGAAUUUCUUGAACCUUCCGAUACUCAUUGUGAUAAAGUUAGUACGAUUUGAAAUUUUGCUUAGGCCUAGUAUCAAGCACAAUCCUUCCCGUUAUAGCAGAUAGUAGGGGUGUAAGACUGGCCCUAAGUAACCACUAACUAGGCCCGAUUAUGAGCAUCGGGUUAGGUCAGUUUGUUUACAUAGUCAGUUUAGGAUCGGGUCAUAUUUUGACUUGUAAGAGUCGGGUCGGGUCACUUUUUACCCUAUGACCAAUAGCAACAACUAGUGAUUUGAAAUUCCUCAUAUAAUCAUACCAAAAGAUUGGACAUGUCUGUAAAAUUUUAAAAGUACAGGUACUAUAAUGUUGUUAAAAAAUAAAAAGGUACUAAAAUAUAAUUUUCCUCCAAAAUUUAUAAACCUAUUUGUAUAAAAAUAAAAUUUGGUUAAUAAAUUGUAAGAAAAACAAAUAAAAUUGGAUACCACAGUAUAAUUUUUCAUUCGAGCUGACCUGCUGACUUCGUCCCACUUACCAAGAUGGUCAGACGGCAUCAAGGAGAAAUAGGUCAUGUUGGGCCAAGUUUGCAGCUUGACCCUAUACAUAUAUAUAUAUAUAUAGGACCAGCCGAUGAUUGCAUAGAUGUUCGCGACUAAUUACAAGAUGUAUAAGACUACAUUGAUUGAGUUGUAACAAAUUAGGCGUCACACCUGUGCCAAAGAAAAUAUGCACUUGAUUUACUCUAAGGACACAAGAUUUCUGGCCGCCAGAGAAAUCACCGUGUACUCCUAGACUAGGGCCCCGUUUGGAUGAGAGAUUCAUUAAAAAAUCCUGGAAAUGUGAAUGUAGGAUUAGGGUUCAAUCCCACAUUUGGCGUUGGAUCAGGGUUUUGAAGGAGAUAAACAAAAUUACAAGUUUGGCCUUCUACAUCUCCUUCCUCCUCCAUUGGUCUGCAACUUCCGAGCCCAUUCAAACCCCUAACUCUCCGCCGUCGAGAAAUCACCUCUGUUUGCUUGGACGGAGACGAGAGGAAGGUGGACCCGUCGUUGACCAUAUUUGGCAUUGUCGCUUCUUUCCUCUGUCCUCCUAUUUGCCCCAUCUAGGCUCCGACAGAAGGAAAAGGAUGGGAUGGCAAUCCGUCAAACUCAAGCGACCAAACCUCACCCAAUCCCAUUUGGGUUCGGGGAUGACUAGCAGUCGUCUGAGCUGCGCUGGGUCCAUGAGCUCCACUAACCCGAAGAUCGAUAGUCGCCUGCGCAGAAUCGACAACCGGUCGCGCGUUGUUGUCGUCACCCUUCAGAGGAAGAAGAGAUCGAAUAUGGGAUGAACUUGAGCUUCGGAGUUCGGAGUCGUGCCCAUCGCUGUCGUCAAUCUUCGCCGGAGUAGAGGGAGAAGAAGAUGAAGCAGUUGGGGUCGAGGGACAGGAGAAAGGGUCGAGGGAUGAGGGUUGGUGGUUAAGGGUAUGUUUGGAUUUUUUUUUUUUAUAUAUAAUUAAAAGGGACAAAAUUGAAAGAAAAAAAAUCAACUCAUGAGUGAUUUCGAAAUAGCUAAUGGGGAUCGGCUAUUUCAAAAAUCUUCAAUUGCAUGUUUAAAAUCACUGAUUUUGAAAGCUCUCAUUUUCCAAAUGAGUUAUUUGGUGAAAAUCCGAAUCAACGAGGGAAUUGUGCUGAAAUCUCUCAUUGAAAAUCCUCAUCCAAAUGAGACCUAGGUGUUCAUCUCCACAAAUGAUGGUCAGCUUUUAAUCCCGAGGCACACAGCAACUAUAUCCUACAAGGACAAUUCUGUGCAGAUUCCAGUAACUCUAGGGAUCCUUUGGAUGGAUUGAUUGUCAAUGUGGUAUUUGUAUAGUCAAAUAACUCAUUAAUUGUUCAUGUGGUAUUUCUGUGUUAUUUCAUUGAUAAUUGUAUUAAAGUAUCUCGUUUGGUAGAACCAUUCACAUGUGGUAUUUGACAAAAACAUAAAGGUAAAACGAGUUAUUUCGAAAUAACUCACUACCCAAAUAACUUAUUUCAAUAAUAUGCUGCCAAACGAGUUCUUUACGUCCAAAUAACUCAUUCAAAUACUUUAUUCAAACAACCCCUCAAUUAUUGUGCCUACACUUGCUACACAAUGAACCAACGUAUUUGGUUAGCCCUAGCUAAUUGGGAAACCCCUCCAAAACUAUUCAAACCACAAGCAACUUACCCUGGACCACUUUUUUGGCUGGUGAAAUUUAUUUAUUUAUUUAUUGAACACCAUAUUUAAAUGUGAACAGUGUUGACGUACGGAAGUUACGCUGGGUUGGUACUUGGGAGCAUAGGACGACGGCCCAGCAGCUUCGAGGUACUUGGGAGCUCAGCUAACACCUCUAAAGUUAUAAAAAUCAAUUAACUCUGGCGUUUAGGAAGCCCAAAACGCGAUUAGCUAUGUACAAUUGUACAAUUGAGAUGCUUAAUCCAUGACACGUACGUAGUAGUAGUAUACAAGCAUUAUCAAUUUCGAAGGGUGUGGCCGCACUCGCAACAGAUUCACACGGCCAUCGUGUUUCACAAACCUAGGAAAUUACAGCAAUUACUAGGGGCUAGGGCUUAAUUAAUUUUUCUAGUUGGGAAGGUAAAUUAAUGAUACAUCAUUAACGGACAAACCAAUUAGUUUUUAUAAAUCGAAUUGUUGAGAAAUAAUUUGUGAAGUACUCUUAGUCUCUUACAUGCCCCUCAAGGCCUCGGACGAAUUACUACAAUUUUAUUUUAUUUUUGAGUUUUUCAGUUUGCACACGUUGAACAUAUCAUCCCUUGUGUCGUUAAAUCAUUAGACUUUCAGUUUGCACAGGUUGGUCAUAUCAUCCAUUUUACUAAACCGUUGUUUAUAUUGGUGAUUGUCAUAAGGAGUCCAAAACCAUGACAUCUCCGUCAAAAGCUCUAUUAAUACCAUGUUAACCAACAAAUCACUUGUUCCAAAUAACUCGAGUUGUCGGGAAAGGGUUUGUUAAUGUUUUAACUCUUACAUACAUAUUAAUUAUUGUUGGAACUCUCUUAGCCGUUUCCAAUUAUUGCAAUGAAUGGGUUGUUUUAACAAAAUAUCAUAUUCUUUGGCCGAGAAGUGAAGUGUUGGAUUUCUUACAACUCGCAAUAUUAAUGGUUGGUUGAAGUAUAAAGUAUGAUGAGAUGUGAAAACUUUGAGCCAGUGAAUUAGGUUUCAUUUGAAAUGAAUGUGUAAUGAAAUU